AUGCAGUCGUCGCUCGACGUGUCGCGCAAGGCGCUUCUCUUGGUGUACGCGAUCCUGGCCGCGGCAGUGUACGGGCUCCUCGUCGGCCUCUGGUGGCUCCAUAGCCGCCACACCGCCGUUGCCAUCGACGAAGAAGCACAAGCCAACGCGCCGUCGAGUCCGCAGUACGAAGCCAUGGACGAGACGGUGCCGCUGACGGCCGCGCCACUCCAGACACAGUUCAAGUCGUUCGAGUUUCGGUACUUGCUGCUGUUCGCCGCUGUGCACAACCUCCAGUCGUCCUUCUACUUUGGCACUGUCAACCAAACACUUACGAAUUACGACGACAUCGACGAGGUCUACACCAAAGCGUUUGGGUGGAUCCUCCCCGCUGGCUUUGUGUUCAUUCCCGUCAUCGACACGCUCGUUGACCGCUUCGGCCUCCCCAUCUCGAUGCUCUCGACGACGCUCCUCAGCAUUGGCUACCACAUUCUCGCCAUGAUCCACUCGCUCCCACUUCAAAUCCUCACGUUCUUGCUCUUCACGGCCUUCCGCGCGCUCUUCUACGCCAACGUGGCCACGUGCGGCGCAACGACCUUUGGCCACACCAACAUGGGCAAGAUCCUCGGCACUGUUUACUCGUUGUCGGCCAUCGUCGCGCUCCUUGAAAUCCCCGCCGCGCAGUCGGCCAACACGAGUGAGACGGGAUGGAACGUCCUGUAUGCGGUCUCGCUCGGCCUACCCAUCGCGCUCGUGCCCGUCAUCCUUGUGUACCGCCGCCGGUUCUACGCCAAGACAACGGUCUAA
Messenger RNA from Saprolegnia parasitica CBS 223.65, 786 nucleotides. RefSeq lists its product as hypothetical. The transcript is spliced from 3 exons. The record is from RefSeq and is a predicted model, not a curated record. Lineage: Eukaryota; Oomycota; Saprolegniomycetes; Saprolegniales; Saprolegniaceae. Bases 1 to 786 code for a protein of 261 amino acids.